Cheilinus undulatus (humphead wrasse) is the source of this 1168-nucleotide messenger RNA. RefSeq names its product cytosolic iron-sulfur assembly component 2A (gene ciao2a). The record is from RefSeq and is a predicted model, not a curated record. The coding region runs from base 166 to 651 and encodes 161 amino acids. NCBI's taxonomy places the organism in Eukaryota, Metazoa, Chordata, Actinopteri, Labriformes, Labridae. The transcript has 5 exons.
UUUAUAUCCGCUAACAUUCAGAAUGUACUGCUGCUGUCGUUCCAGUUUGUUUAGAGAUCUGCUAAAGCUGCGCGCGGCUCUCCGCUAACAGCAGCGGCUGUUUUCCUGUCAAAGUCACUUCUGUCUGUUCCCCGUUCUCCGCUCUACCAUGGCGUUUUCUGAAAAAUGGACAUAGUGUCCAGUCUCGUAUCGUUGACUGUCACCAAGGUUUUACAGUUUUCUGGACUCGUGGACUACAGGAAUGUCGUGAAGACGAAAAAGAUGGAGGAGAAAGCGUUAGAGGUGUACGAUGUGAUCCGAUCGAUCCGGGACCCGGAGAAGCCCAACACCCUGGAGGAGCUGGACGUGGUGACGGAGAAAUGUGUGGAGGUCCAGGAGCUCGGAGAGGACGAGUACCUGAUCAUCAUCAAGUUUUCCCCCACAGUCCCUCACUGUUCCCUGGCGACUCUGAUCGGUCUGUGCUUACAGGUGAAGCUGCAGAGAUGUUUACCAUUCAAACACAAGUUGGAAAUUUACAUUUCAGAAGGAACCCAUUCCACUGAGGAAGACAUUAACAAACAGAUCAAUGAUAAGGAGCGAGUGGCGGCCGCCAUGGAGAACCCGAACCUCAGAGACAUCGUGGAGCAGUGUGUGACCGAGCCUGACGACUGACGGAGGACUCCUCCACACGUCUGAGCGUCCUGCUGUUCAUUUGUUUCUGUGUGACUGUAUUUUGUGCCUGAGGAUAUUAUUCUGACGAGUCUGAAGGCAGAGUUGUGUCAGCUCAGGACAGCCAGCAGAUGUUUGGAGGAUUUUUUCCAGAAGAAUCUGGGGUGAUAAAAGACGUGUGCUGACUUUUCAAUCAUUCCCUGCUGGACAGAUUUUUGUUUUUAGCAUGAGUUCCCCGUUGACGCUGCUGAGAAAACAGGAAACGACUUCCGUCCGGCUUCAUCUUGUCCUCCUUUCCUCUCCACAUCAGUCGGAGAGAGGAGACCCAUCUCUGUUUUCAGUAGGAAACCUGGAGAAAACUUCCUGUGGUGACUCUUUUUAGAUGUCUGUUUUUUGUAAAUGCACUCAGAGACCUCUCAGAUUUGUCUGGGAUCACUAAAUGAUUUUUAUAGACAAGAUUAUUGUAAAGAAAAAACUGUGAUGUACAAAAGAAUCAGGAAUAAAAAACUCUAGACAAGAA